AAAAUUAAUGGAAAUAUGUCCUUCUCGAUUGAAAGUUUGUAUUUUACCAGAAAAUGGCAAUGUUAAAAUUAAUUUUAUACAAACUCACAUUGGUCAUGACAAUGACUUGGAUCAUUUGAAUAUUACUAAAAAUGGAAAAAUAGAAAUAGCUAGUAAAAUUGCUUCGAAAAUUCCUCUUGUUUCCAUAUUAGAUGAGAUUAGAGAUUCUGCAACUAAUAAUAAGUUGGAAAGGAUGCAUAUCUUAACAAGAAAAGAUCUUCAUAAUAAAUCACAAACUUUUAAUUUAAAUUCUGAUGGAAUUCGCCAUAAAAAUGAAGUUAUAAGUAUUGAAUCCUGGAUUGAAGAAGCCAAGAAUAGUGGAAUAAUUUUAUAUUACAAGCCACAAGGGGCUCUAUGUAAUGAUUUUCCUUGUUUAAAAAAUGAAGAUUUUCUUUUAAUUGUUAUGCAUCCUGGUCAACUGGAAGUGUUAGACAAAUACUCAGAAGAUGUAAUUUGUAUCGACGGAACACAUGGACUUAAUGCUCAUGAUUUUGAACUUACUACAUUGUUAAUAUUGGAUGAUAUGAGGGAGGGAUUUCCUUGUUGUUUUAUGAUUGGAAAUCGGUCUGAUGAGGAAAUAAUGACUAUUUUUUUCAUGAAGAUAAAAGAAAAUUUAGGAAGAGUAAUCAAACCCAUGGUUUUCAUGUCAGACAUGGCCCAAUAUUACUAUAAUGCAUGGCUCCAAAUUAUGACUCCAGCUAAAUUCAGGCUAUUUUGUUCCUGGCACGUAGAUAAAGCGUGGCGGAAAAAUCUAAAUAAAAUUGAUGGUCAAGAGCAAAAGGUAACUUAAAUAUUUAAUUUUUUUGCCCA
This is a messenger RNA of Diabrotica virgifera virgifera (western corn rootworm), 849 nucleotides long. RefSeq lists its product as uncharacterized. The record is from RefSeq and is a predicted model, not a curated record. The coding region runs from base 8 to 829 and encodes 273 amino acids. NCBI's taxonomy places the organism in Eukaryota, Metazoa, Arthropoda, Insecta, Coleoptera, Chrysomelidae. The transcript has 2 exons.